This is a messenger RNA of Pyricularia grisea, 3256 nucleotides long. RefSeq lists its product as uncharacterized. Bases 147 to 764 code for a protein of 205 amino acids. The record is from RefSeq and is a predicted model, not a curated record. The transcript is spliced from 3 exons. Lineage: Eukaryota; Fungi; Ascomycota; Sordariomycetes; Magnaporthales; Pyriculariaceae.
GCGAGCUGGAGGCCUUGAAUCAUCGGCAUCUUCCAAGACGACAAAUCACCCUACAAUAGUCAACGACGUGCUUCGCUAAACCUCACCUACCGUCGCUGAUCUAUCGCUGGCCUAACAUUCCAAAUCAUUACGAAAAGGUCGCCAAAAUGUUGUCUAACAAAGAAAUGAACGAUAAAAUCAACGCCCGGAUGAUGGAGAAGACCCUCACCCGGGACAAGAUCAAGACUGAGAAGGAGAUCGCAGCCCUCAAGAAGCGCAUCCUCGAGCUUCUUAAAAAAGGUCGAAUCUCCGAGGCCGAGAUGGAAACCGACACCCUUGCCUCUAUGGAAUCCAUCCUAGAGGUGCAGCACAUGAACGUCCUAGAAGCAAAGCGCGCCACCGCUCAGCUCGCCACCGCCGCCGCCACCCGCAAGCGCCUCGAGAUGAAUGCGCGCAUGUCCAAAAUCAACAGCGGCGCCAACUCCAACGCUUUCAAGAUGCUCGAGGCUAUCGAGGCCGACAAGGCUCAGAAGGAGCAGGCCGCCAUGAGCCAGCGCAUCUACAUGGAGGCCAUGACCGAGGGCUCUGGCACCCAGGUUCCCCACGCCCGUCGCCAGGAGCUCUGGGCGCAGAUGCUCGACGAGGCCGGCGUCGACGUCGGCGAGCGCCUGAGCGAAGCCCAGGUCAGCACCAGGGAGCCCGAGAGGGAGAGCGCCCCCGAGGAACCAACGCCUGAGGUCGAGAGCGAUCUGAACGAGCGCCUGAGGAGUCUGCGGGCCAUGUGAGGGGGCCACAUUUACCAAGGAACAUUAUUAGAGUCGGCAUUAGUAGAGUGUGUCUAUGUUAUUGCUGUGGUAUGCCAUCCAGCUUUGGAAUGAAAACGACACAUUGCGCAUAUCUUUGUUUUUUGGGGUGUCUUAAUCUGGGGAAUAAGGGCGUUACGGUUUGGCGAGGCAAGCAAGGGCGGCGUUUUGGGCUAAUCAUUACAUCGUUUCUAUUUUUUAUUUUUUUUAUAUCUGUCAUCAUGAAUCAAGGAUUUACUUUUACAUGUACAGACUGGCGACGGCGGUGAUGUCGCGCUUGAUCAUUUCCUGCGCCGCCUGCAUCUUUUGGUAUAGCUCCGGGUCUCCAAUGAUCCUGGCCGCAUUCUUUACCUCACGGCACGUCUCAUCCAGCCGUGUGAUUGUUCUCACAAUGGUGCCCUCAAGCACCGGGGUUAAGUCCGUGAUGUUCUUGAAACUCAUUCCUCGAGCCCACUCAUACACAACCUCCAUCAACCCGAACCUCGGACGACUCGCAAAAUCGGCCGACUCGUCGCCUACCUGCAACACCUGGUGCAGCGUCUGGACGUUGUUGACCUUCUCGCUUAUCGCGACAAUGGUUUCCAGUCCUUUUUGGAGGCGCGCCGUUAGAGCUGGUUCCGAGUCGGUCCGCUCCUGGAACACAAAGCACGACAGCAAACUGGCGAUCUCGGCCGGCUCAUAGUCAGCCAGCACAUUGUCUAGGAUUAGUUCCGUGAGCACCAGCUCGUCGCCGCUGUGAAUCUCGCACGCCACCUUGCCCUUGAGCUGGAUUCGGGACGACUGGUCGAUAAAGUUGAGUUCCCGCAGCACCUGUAUGCGCUGUUCGUAGUCUGGCAGCAACUGCAAGUUUUGGUCCGACAGCGCCUGGCGCAGCUGCUGUAUGUUCUCUUUGAUCAGCCACUGGUCGUGACACAUGGCGAAGUGCUUCAGGAACUGUGGGCAGUUCAAUGACUUGGAACUUGUAGCCUUGAUCUCGGCCUCUUUACGCUUGUUGACGAGUUCUUGAAAUUGCAAGUUUCGUAGUUUGGAUAGGUCCGCUUCAGCCCACCACUCGGCAUCCCACUUGGAUGCGAUUUGCCUGAGCUGUUUGGUCGCUCCUGCAUGCGCAUCUCCUCCCUGGAAAAUCUCCGGCACGAUGCCCCUGGUUAUAUAUCCGGUAAGACACUCGACAUCCGAAAGUGGGACAUGGAGCGUCUUGUAGGAAACGCUCCGCCUGUUGGCCUGCGCAUGUAGUGGAGUGUAGUAUCGGCCCCAGCCAGGAAUGAAAGGCAGGAUGUCGCUGUUGUCGCGCGACUCGCGCAAGUUGCGGAUGCCACAGACGUGGAGUGCCAGGCUGUUCAUGCCGCUCUUGGUACUGGCCCCUUCGGAGAGCAGUACACCAGCGGUGCGCACGCCGUCCUUUGAGUAUACGACCAGUCUUCCCGGGCUGAACAUCUUGCGCCCUAUAGGAAUGGCAAUCAGCUUUGCGUACAGCUCUUGGGUAAGCUGACGGUAGUCUUGCGCAGCCUGAUGGCACUCGUCCAUGCAGCUAUCCUCGUCACAAAUCUUGCAUGCGUCGCGCUUGACCUUUGCGAGGUCGGCUUCUGACAGUUUGACCGCUUUCUCGUGCUCUGGGAGAAGCUGCUGCGUUGCGUGUUCGGAGAAACUACGCUUAAUCAUUUCCUCGAUCUUGAGGGCUUCAACGCGCAAUAGAUUGAGUAUCAUAUUGUACGUCAAACGGAACUGUGACCGCAAUUUUGAGGGCUCGCCUAGGAUCAUCUUAUUCAGCUCGGCCACUGGAGGCGCCUCAUCCCCUCCGCCAGGGGGCACUAUAAUGACCGAUCCGACAGUGUCGAGCCCUCGUCUGCCUGCUCUGCCGGCCAUCUGCGUGUACUCGCCGGGGAGAAGAUUUCGGAAAGAAUGGCCAUCGUGCUUGCGGUAUCCAGAGAACACGACGGUGCGAGUGGGAAGGUUUAGCCCCAUGGCGAACGUCUCGGUGGCGAAAAGCACCUUGACCAGUGUCUGUGCAAACAAGAUUUCAACGAUCUCCUUUACGAUGGGCAGCAGACCACCGUGAUGAACAGCAAUCCCGCGAGACAAAAGCCCCCGCAGCCGUAUUAUCUGGGGAAGUACGCGAUCCUCGGGUUUAAGGCGAGCGAUAGAUCGUUCAAUGGUCAUAUGUAUCGCGCUUUUCUCGUUGGCAGUGCAAAAGUCCUGAUUUUUAAGUGCAUCUGCGUUCUCUUCGCACCGCUUCUUGGAGAAGACGAAGAUGCAGGCAGGGAGUAGAGUGUUAUUUUUGAGGUAGUUUACCAGGUGGACCCAAAGGGUUUGGUCUUGGGCCCUGGAUGUGAACCCGCCUUGUCGUCCAGCUCUUCCCAUGUGGCCGGGGGCAUGGCUGGCUCGAGGAGGACCACUACCACCUCUGCCGCCGCCUCCGCCGCCUCUGGACCCCCCACGACCCCCUCGCUGCUGGCCCUGCGGACCUCCUCUUCCAC